AUGAUUCUCGAAAGGAACUACAAGUUGGCAGCAAAGGGUCUGAAUGGUAAGUUUGGUGGAUUGUUGUUAAAUUUUGUUUAGCGCAAGGCUCAGAACGCAAAUAUGUAUUUGAAACAGCUUUUGCGAGAGAUCCACGAACUGGUCUUUAUGGAUUGCUUACCUUCAAGAACGAUGUUAUGCAGAUAUGGUCGAUGUAAGUGCAUUUGGUCGGUUUAUGGUUAUUGUUUAGAAUAAACUACGAACAAGGUUUGGAAAUGAUGUUGAACAGAACAAUCGACGUAUUUGAUGGUGCAUUAACUGAUGUUUGGGUUGGUGGAUGGGGAGAUGAUCUCAGUGAGUUGUGUUUUGUUACCUAAAAUAUUGGAUUUGUGUUCUUUAACUUAAUUUAUAUUCUGUAACUGUUUAAAAUCUUUAAUCUUUUUUUAGAAAUAUUGGCAACAACUUGUUUCUCUUCAAUUUAUAUUAUGAGACCAAACGAAGAAACAGAGCAGCUGGAUAUCAAGAAAAUUACCAUUUCAAAUGUCGUCUAUGCUCGUCUGAUGAAUGAUAAGAAUACUAUAAUAUCAGGUAUGUUUGUCUUUGCGGAAUAAUGUGUUUGUUUAGUAACUGUCGAUGGUACUGUUUGUAAUCACACGUUAGAAGGACAACUGGUCUUGCAAUCUGAUGGUACUGAAACCUUUACUCCAAGUUGCAUGGCUGUGGUACGUUUUGUAGUAUAAUUAUGUUAAAUUAACUACUUUUGUCGUCUUUAUUGGCUUUAUAUAAUUUUAUUUCUUAUUUUAAUGUUUAGAAUCCAGCUGGCAACUUUAUAGCCUUUGGAGAUUCUAAAGGCUGUGUCCGUAUCUUCGAUGGGUCUAGAUUGUUCUUAAUUUCAAAGAUUGAGAGUUUCUUUAACAGUAUAACACAACUUGGGUUUGUAGGUAACAACCAGUUGGUUGUUGGUGAAAGCCGUGGAGAUGUUCAAUUAUACGCACUGUAAGUUUCUACAAUAAUAUAAUAGAUACAUUUUCAAGCUCGUAAACAGUUUGUAAAUUUGUUUGUUUAUGUUUUUAUGGCUAUUUGAAAUAAAGCAUAUUUAUGUUAAAUUGUUAAAAAAGCAAAUUCGAUGUAUGUGAUUUCAGAGAAGACCUGGGAUCAGAAUCUACAUGGAACAAAGUCAGACGGUAUUGUGCCCACGAAUGUAAUAUAAAUAGAGUAGCAGUUUGUUCAGCUUCUAAUGGCGAACGGUUUGCGACAGCUUCAGACGAUGGUACCGUCUGUAUCUGGGAUGUAAACAAAGAAGAAUAUCUCCACAGAUUCUCAUUUGAUAACGAAGCGGUAGGUCUUCAAGCUAUUUAUAAUGGUUUAUUAAGUUUCCAAUUUUACAAUUUAACUUUCUUAAAACAAAUUUAAUAGAUUAACUUUGAUUUUUAGGUAACAUCGUUAAGCUUUUCUCCAGAUGGACUUCAUUUGGCCGCUUCGACAGAUGAAGCUAAUACGUAUGUCUAUACUGUGCCUGAGCAUGGGGAAUUCAACGAAGAACAAUAUUUUAUUCCGUACGAAGAGUGUACGAAUAGCUUUUGGAUGUUGCAGGUAGGUUAUAUAAUGGCAUUUUAUACUUAAUUUUGACACAUCUGCAAUAUGUUCUUUUUAGGGUUUUACUUUGUUCGAUGCUCAAAACCUUCGGAAACAAAUGGGACUGUACAAUGAAGAUGAAGAGUCCUUGGUAUUCAUAAAACAGAAGCUGAAUCCAGAUGUUCAGCUACGUGAACUUUAUACUGAGUUUGCAGAAGAAAUGGCACAGAAACAGCGUGAGGAGGAAGAAGAAUUCAGAGAGAUCAGAGAAGAGAGAGAACGGCAGAACAGAUUGUUGACUAGGAAGAUGGCCAUGGAUAAGAUGAGGGAAGAAGCCCAGAGUGAAGGUCUUAACUUUGAAGAACCUGAAUUAGAUCCAAGUGAUGAGAAGUACCUUCAAGAACUCCAGGAUCUACAAGAAGAUGGUGAACAACUGGUCGAACAAAGUUUGGCAGCUCAAGCCGGUCUCUCUGACAUUUCUGAUAGUGACUCAGAUGCAGCAAAGGGUUCUGACGAUGAAGCUGUUUUGAAUAAUGGUAAGGCUCAAGGAUCAGACAAUGAAAGCGAUCAAGGAGAGGGUGAAGGUCAAGAAGUUACGGAAGAGGUGACAAAUCAGUUGUGGGCUACAGACGACGAAGAAGAACAGCCGGAAAAGGCUACACAAGACGAUCCAGCCAAUCGUACCAAGACCGAGGAAGAGCUGCGGAAGAUCUUCGACGAAUGCAUAGAUACGACCGCCGAUACGACAGCCUUGGAGACGACACAGGUCCUGGAGACCACUGAAGUUGUCGAGGAGGCCGUAGUAGAAACUGAAGUUACGGAAGAAGGCAUGGCUACACCCGAAGACCCCGAAGCCAUGCCAACAUCAGAAAUCAUCGACACGGACCAAACCCAGCACACCUUUGGGCCCGACUCGACUCCCACGUCCCCACUCUUUACGGAUGCCUCUCCUGACAACUAG
This is a messenger RNA of Bursaphelenchus okinawaensis, 2515 nucleotides long. NCBI's taxonomy places the organism in Eukaryota, Metazoa, Nematoda, Chromadorea, Rhabditida, Aphelenchoididae. The record is from the annotation of a GenBank genome assembly.